AUGCGCGCGGGCCUCGCGCGGGACCGCGCGGUCUGGAAGGUUGCGGCGCUCGCGCGCCUGCGGAGCCUCGUGAAGCGCGUCGGCGACCUCGAGGCGAGCCUCGAGACCGCCGCGGCCGCCGCGCCCGCGGCCGCGGCCGCGGCCGCGCCCGCCGCGGAGGAGGCGCCGGCGCCGCGGCGACGCAAGGUCCCGCGACGGCCGGCGCACCGCGAGCCCGGCUUCAUCCCGCCGCCGUGCUGCGAGCACGUCCCCUACCGCCUCCUCUCCGUCAAGGCCCAGGUCCCGCCGACGCCGCCGAGGCUCGACCGCAAGAAGCCGCCGCCGCCGCGCGCCCGGAGCCCGGAGCCGCCGCCGAAGACGUACGUCGCGCGGGCGCGCACGAGUAUGUGCGACGCCGACGGCACGUGCCACGAGCAGCCCGCCGUGCCCUCGCCGCGGACGCGCUGGACGAUCGGCACGCAGGGCAUGCGCGAGUGGUUCGCCUUCCACCAGGCUCUCGCCAACGAGGCGGCGGCCUUCGCGCCGCGGAAGCCGCCGCUCGUCUUCGUCGGCGACUCCAUCACGGAGACGUGGCGCGGCACGUCCGUGGGCCGCCCCAUCGCGCGCGCGAGCGGCGCGCCGGACGUCCUCCGGGAAAAGUUCGGCGACCGGUGGGAUCCCCUGGCCCUGGCCAUCAGCGGCGACCAGACGCAGCACGCGCUCUGGCGGCUGCAGCACGGCGAAUUGCCCCGCGGCAACGCGACGUUCGUCCUCCUCAUCGGCACGAACAACCUCGGCAACGGCCACCUGCCGGGCCCGACGGCCGAGGGCGUCGUCGCCGUCGCCGAGGCGCUCGCGCGCCGCGGCCGCGUCGUCGUCGCGAAGAUCUUCCCCCGCGACGACGCGCAUCGCUUGGCGGCGCUGUGCCCGCCGCGGUGCGGCGAGGACGGCGGGCCCUUUGCGUCCUUCGCGCCGGCGGUGGACAAGGCGAACGCGGCCGUCGAGGCGGCGCUGCGGAACCGGCCCGGCGUCGAGGUCGUGGACUGCAACGACCUCUGGGGGUCGCCCGUCGACGUUUCGCUCGUGCCCGACCGGCUCCACCCGAACCGGGCGGGCAUGGCGCUGUACGCGGACUGCCUCCUCGCGCGCGCGAGCGACGAGCGGAAGGAGGCGCCGGCGCCGGCCUGCAGCCCCGCCGCCGCCGCCGCGGCGCUCGGCGACCUCGGCGCCGCCGUCGAGGCGCACGCGGCGUCGGCGGCGUUCCUCGCGCGGCGCAUGCGAACCCUGGGCCGCCGCGGCGGCGCCUUCGGCGCAAUCCUCGACGCGCGCGGCGCCGACUGCGAGCGGUGGUCCGCGGCGCUCCUCCGCGACUUCCUGCCGGCCCUGGCGCUCGAGAAGCACGGCGUCGCCGCCGGCGUGCCGCCGGCGCGCGGCGACGACGCGCCGCGGCCCCGCGGCGACGACGCGCCGCGGCCCUGCGACGGCUCGCGGUUCCGGGGCAAGAACUUUCUGCUCGAGGGACGGCACGAGGGCCACGACGACGACGAGCACCACCUGCGCAUCGAGCACCACGCGACGGCACCGGCCAUGCUCAAGGCCAUGCUGAGCCUCGGCGCCAGGGAGCGCGACGCGACGGCGCCCGAGGGAAACGAGACGCCCGAGGCGCGCGCCGUCGCGGAGCCGUCGCCGCGGCGGUCGAUGGGGCGCCAGCUCAGCCUCGGCGUCCUCGGCCGCUUCCUGCCGUCGCCCGUCGGGCGGCCGAGCGACGGCGCGUCGACGAAGGACGCGCCGAAGAAGGACGCGCCGUCGCGCCGGAGCUUCGGCGCGGGCCGCCGCGACAGCUCGCAGGCGUCGCUCGGCGGCGAGAACUACUCGGGCACGCUGGGCGACGCGAGCUUCGAGGCCAUGGAGGACCUGACGGCGGGCGCCGUCAAGGUGCUCGACGGCACGGGCGCCGAGUUCAAGGUGCUGCGCUGGUCCGACGUGAACAACGUCGUCGCCAUCACGGCGCUCCUCGACGACGAGAUCCAGGCGUCGCUCGCGCCGCUCACGGAGAAGCUGACGGCCGAGGCCUGCGACCACUGCUCGCUCGCCUACAUCCCGCGCGACGCGUUCCGGAAGGGGGUCCUGCCCGUGUGGCCCCAGGGCGACACGGUGCUCCUGGAGAUGCUCGCGGAGCAGGCGGGCGUCUCGGGCGUGCCCCGGAGCCAGACGGUCUGGGUCGGCGGCGUGCCGGAGGCGCUGUGCGCGCCCGAGUGGCUCGAGGGCCAGUUCAAGCGCUUCGGCGGCAUCGCGACCGUGUCGUGCCGCGCCAAGCCCAUGAGGGGCGGGCGCCACCGGUCCUGGGCGCUCGUGUCGUUCUGGACGGAGCUCGCGGCGCUCGCGGCCGCGCGCGAGGACGGCGGGCGCCUGGCGCUGCCGGACCUCGGCGGCAUCGUGCUCGACGUCAAGAUCGACGAGAACCCGACGAAGUCGCGCGCGCUGGCCAUCCUCCAGACCCAGCGCAAGGCGUCGCACCGGCGGCGGUCGUCGGCCGUCGUCGGGCGCGAGAAGCGCAAGUUCUCGGGGGAGAGAUUCGUGUCGGCGGUGGCCGCGCGCUUCUCGCCGGAGCACGCCGAGGACCCCUCUCAGCGCCGGUCGUCGCUGCUGGCCAAGGGCCGGGACACGACGCCGCUCGGCGGGCCGACGACGCCGCGGCG
Messenger RNA from Aureococcus anophagefferens, 2678 nucleotides. RefSeq lists its product as hypothetical. NCBI's taxonomy places the organism in Eukaryota, Pelagophyceae, Pelagomonadales, Pelagomonadaceae. The transcript has 4 exons. The record is from RefSeq and is a predicted model, not a curated record. The annotation marks the transcript as partial. Gene Ontology annotation, molecular function: RNA binding.